Molecule: messenger RNA, 1775 nt
Organism: Cladocopium goreaui
Lineage: Eukaryota; Dinophyceae; Suessiales; Symbiodiniaceae
Source: the annotation of a GenBank genome assembly
CUCAAGACAUGUGUAGAUGAUCUGUAGAUGUAGUAUUUCAGUUUUUCGCUAGUCAUUUGGACUUUCGAGUUUCUGUUCUUUCGGCAUGAGGACCUUUAUCCUCAUGUUUUUUUGCGCUGUCAAAGGAACUCUUGUGCCGCUGGAUGAUGUGAAGCAAGCUGUCCAGCCAGUGUUGGAUGAGAUGGCUCUGAAGUACAACAUGAGUUUCAGCUUUGGAUUUACGAAUCCGGCUGGCCGUGUAGCCCUGGCGGCUGGUGUCGACAGUGUUUGGAGCAAGACGCCGCUACACCCAGACUCUUUGAUUCCGCUAGGCUCUGUGACAAAAGCCUGGACAGCCGUCAUGGUGAUGCAGGCAGUGGAGGCAGGUCGACUUUCCUUGGAGGAUGCAGCGGCAAGGUGGAUUGAUCCAGUCCUUCAACGUUUAUACCACAGCAGCAUGGAAAAGUUAUGGGGGAAGAUGCUCAUCUCAUCAGGGUCAGAGAUUUAAUGGGUAUGACCAGUGGCAUAGCUGACUAUGAUGACUUCUUCAUGGAGCACUUUACCUUCAAAUUUGCUGGUGAUGAUGCUGGACCAUUCUUGUACCUGAAGAGCGCUGCAAGGCAAGGUCUGACAUGCCGGCCUCGUUCGAAAGCUGUGUACUCUGGGGCCAAUUAUGUGCUCUUGGGCUUCCUAUUGGUUGAGGUCCAUCAAAUGUGGUCGUGGCAAGAUCUGGACCAACUCCGAGCGAUUCCAAACAAUCUGAUGCACUCUGGGCGCUAUUCGCAUACAAGCUUUUCUCGCUUGGGACGUUGCAUCCAGUACUCAGGCUUUGCACAUCAAUAUGCCUGGAAGUCCUGGGAGUUUGAGAAUAACACACAGACAUUUGAAGACCUGGCAUACACCUCCUGCCUGAACGGUUGGACUAUGGGCAACCUUGCGAGUUCUGCAGUGGACUUGGCCACGUUCUUCUUCGACUUGUUUUCGCUACCAAAAGAAAAGGGUGGUUUUCUGAGUCACAAAUCACUCACAGAAAUGACCACGUUCAAGAGGCUGAACGACACGUGGUGUGAGGGCCCAGGAGGACCCGGAUCUUGCUCUUACGGUAUGGGGAUCCUAACGAACCAACUUGGACAAGACUUUUGGGUCUUGCAAGAUAAGUCUGCGGAUGAAUCUGCUGUCAAAGUGCUUGGGCAUCCUGGUGAGGACUGGGGCAGUGGAUGCUCCCCGUGUGGUUUCAAUCCAAAAUAUGGUUUUGGGAUUUGCAUGGCCUACACCAGUGUGAUCGGCAUGAAUUGCAGUGCAGAUUUCCAACUGAACUUCGGUGCAGUUCAAGAGGCGACUUGCUUGGCCUAUGAUGCCGUGCUUGGCCUCUUUGGUGCUCCAAGAUUGAACUGCACCAAUCCCACGAUAGCACAUCCACCGCAAGUCGUCAACUGCACCUGGUCCAGGCAGGACAACAACCACUCCGCUUUUUUGCUGGAGACCAAUCUCGCUGACACUGAGACUGCGGUCAUAAUUUGAUUGCCAAGUUUGAAUCUUCCAGUGCAGCUGCUUAGCAGUGUUGCGGAGCCUAAAACAUGCUUUGUUUCACAUCAAGGCUUACACCAGGUAAUCAGAUGUACUCAGCCCACACUAGGGAAUGUGAUUGUUCAAAAUUCAAAACUCAAACCUCUCGAAGAUCCUUCAAAUUGAAAUGCCUCUCUACUGGGAGUGCAAGAGUGUAUUGUUUACGUCAGCCUUGACUUAUGCUUUUGUACAGUGUCGGAGUGUGACCACUUGGGCUGCACUAGCCAAAA